Tachyglossus aculeatus (Australian echidna) is the source of this 3809-nucleotide messenger RNA. It is a transcript of the gene EIF5, whose product is annotated as eukaryotic translation initiation factor 5. Gene Ontology annotation, cellular component: cytosol. The coding region runs from base 465 to 1751 and encodes 428 amino acids. The record is from RefSeq and is a predicted model, not a curated record. Lineage: Eukaryota; Metazoa; Chordata; Mammalia; Monotremata; Tachyglossidae. The transcript is spliced from 11 exons. Gene Ontology annotation, molecular function: eukaryotic initiation factor eIF2 binding; GDP-dissociation inhibitor activity; translation initiation factor activity. Gene Ontology annotation, biological process: translational initiation; formation of cytoplasmic translation initiation complex; formation of translation preinitiation complex.
CCAGGCUGCCGGGUGCCGAAGGGUGCGGACUCCCCAGACGUCGCUGGGACCCCUCCCCCCCCCCGCCGGUCGUCGUCGGCGGCGGCACCAGGCCCGGGCCGCUCCUCCCGCACCGCCUCCUCUUCCUCCUCCUCCUUCUCCUCUUCCUCCUCCUCCUCUUGCUGCGGCUCGGACUGUUGUAUAGAACGCGCCUCAGACACUUCAUCCCAGUCCCGGGCGAGCAGCGUUGGGUUUAUGUCUUUAUUUGACGAAAACGAGCUGUUGCGCAGCCAUUGGUACCUGUAUUGGGGAAACAUAGCAUACCAGCAAGAAGCUUACAGCUUCAGUGGUGAAAACUUUUUCAUGUCAGAGACCGAGAACUCUUGCAGUCGUUUAUGUCAUCCCUUCUUCUCCAGACAGAAGAUACCAAAAAGUUGCAAUCAAAGAUCUCUUCACCUUAUUGAUAAAGCUACUAAUAAGCCAAAAUGUCUGUCAACGUCAACCGCAGUGUUUCGGAUCAGUUCUAUCGCUACAAAAUGCCCCGUCUGAUUGCGAAGGUUGAGGGCAAAGGAAAUGGAAUAAAGACAGUUAUAGUCAACAUGGUUGACGUUGCAAAGGCGCUUAAUCGGCCUCCAACGUAUCCCACCAAAUAUUUUGGUUGUGAGCUGGGAGCACAGACCCAGUUUGAUGUUAAGAAUGACCGUUACAUUGUCAAUGGAUCUCAUGAGGCGAAUAAGCUGCAAGACAUGUUGGAUGGGUUCAUUAAAAAAUUUGUUCUCUGUCCUGAGUGUGAGAAUCCUGAAACUGAUCUGCAUGUCAACCCUAAGAAACAAACAAUAGGUAACUCUUGCAAAGCCUGUGGCUUUCGAGGCAUGCUUGACACAAACCAUAAACUCUGCACUUUCAUUCUCAAAAACCCACCUGAGAAUAGUGACAGUGGUACAGGGAAGAAAGAAAAAGAAAAGAAAAACAGGAAGGGCAAGGACAAAGAAAAUGGUACUGUGUCCAGCAAUGAGACAACACCACCACCACCAAAUGAGAUUACUCCUCCCCAUGCUGUGGAGGAAGACGAGGAUGAAGACUGGGGAGAAGAUACAACGGAAGAAGCUCAGAGACGCAGAAUGGAUGAAAUCAGCGAUCAUGCAAAAGUCCUGACACUUAGCGAUGACCUGGAAAGGACGAUUGAAGAGAGAGUCAAUAUAUUAUUUGACUUCGUUAAGAAAAAGAAAGAAGAAGGUGCUAUUGACGCUUCGGACAAAGAAAUUGUUGCAGAAGCAGAGAGACUGGAUGUAAAAGCUAUGGGCCCUCUAGUUUUAACUGAAGUCCUAUUCAACGAGAAGAUCCGUGAACAAAUUAAAAAAUAUCGACGCCAUUUCCUCCGUUUUUGCCACAACAACAAAAAAGCCCAGAGAUACCUUCUUCACGGCAUGGAGUGUGUCGUAGCUAUGCAUCAAGCUCAGCUUAUCACCAAAAUUCCACACAUCUUAAAGGAAAUGUAUGAUGCAGACCUUUUGGAAGAAGAGGUCAUAAUCAGCUGGUCAGAAAAGGCUUCCAAGAAAUACGUCUCGAAAGAGCUUGCCAAAGAGAUUCGUGUCAAAGCAGAGCCUUUUAUAAAAUGGCUAAAGGAAGCGGAGGAGGAAUCAUCUGGUGGAGAAGAAGAUGAAGAUGAAAAUAUCGAGGUGGUGUACUCCAAGUCUGCCAGCGUACCUAAAGUUGAAACUGUGAAGUCUGCAGGCAACAAGGAAGAUGACAUUGAUAUCGAUGCCAUUUAAGCAGUCCAGCUUAAUGUAACGCUACAAAUCUCCCUGCGUUUCUCUGCCGGAAGUGCAACAUGUAUGUGCUAAAGCUGAGAUAGCUUAACAUCAUGCUACACUUUUGUACUAAAAUGUCUUUUUACUGUGAGUGGUCUUCUGAAACAGCCUAACCUGACAUCUUAGGAGUCCAUACACAUGAAUGAACAGGUUCAAUUUGCUUAUUUAUAGCAUGUUUCUUUUCAAAACUCUAGUGUUGGAGAUAUACUUGGAUCACAUUUAUGCAGUUUGCGGAAAUAAAGAUUUGUCUUUUGUCAGUCUUACGUUCUUGACUUGGAAUGGCUUUGGCUGAAUUGGCUUAACUGUGGCUACUUUUAAGUGCCAUCUGGAGUUGAUAGGGAAGAAAAAAGUGUGGGUUCAGGAGGAGCUGAGUGUCCAGGAGAUGUGUGGUAUGAAACUGUUAAUCAAAAACCCCAGGUUUUUUCCACUAAAUUCGCAUCUGUUGCUGCCCUUAGUGUCCUGAAUCGUAUUAUGUAAGGGUAGUGAAAUUUAUGUGGACUGAGUACAUCUCAGUACGUUUCUUGAAAACUUGUCCUCAGCUGUGUGCGUCACAAAUGGGCCAACCCGGGGCAAUUCUGCAAAAUCGGAAAAUACAUUUGUGUGUUGCCAUUAUGCAUUUCUGAGACCUGUGGAUGUAUCAGGCUGCCAUUGCAUCAGUCUAACCUGUGUUAAUUUAUUGGGGCCAUCAAGGGUAGCAGGAAAGAGGUAUGGUCCGCCUUGAUAUAACAGCUGAGAACCUUUGACCCUUGCUGUGAGAAUGUGGACCAAAACUUGAAUGACUUGGUGUUUUUUAUUUUAUUUGGGGGGGGGGGUGUAGUGCCAUUUGGUAUGCUGCUUUGACCUAGCAUUUGAUCUCUCCACUUUCUGACGGUGCCUAAAUUUCUAAGCCCCGUGGCUGUGUUGCUGAAUUAGUGUUAACAAGCGAGGUCAAAUAUUCAAAAAAGGCAUCUGUUUAAGAGCAUGAAGAGCUAAAAGCCGAGUUUGUGUCAAAUACAGACGGACCUUCACCGUUGUACAGGGGUCAGGCUGAAGGUGUAAGGUUAGAAGAGCGUGGUGGAAAUGGAGUGCCCUAGUCCGGCUGUGACCGUCCUAAUAGAACUAGUGGCUUUAGGAAGGAAGCCUGUACCGUGGCCAAAAGAGUGGGUAGCAAGGCCAGAGUUCAUCAGGUAUCUGGUCCUGGUUUCACAAUAGUAUUGAUUUUUGUUGAACUUUGAUCCUGGUUGGCCUGCCCUAAAGUUAUAUGAAGGUAGAAACGGGGCCUUGACCAAUGUUGAAAGCUGCGGGCUUCUAUUGUCAUACGUAGCCCUCAUUUGAAACCAGUUUUGAGGAGCUUGCUCGGAAGCCUUAAUUCUAAAUACUAAUACCACGUUAUUUGGAAACCCUGGGUGAAAAGAAAAUCAUUAGCGUGGAAGAUGGGAGGGCAACAGGACUGCGAACUUCUCACAGCCGUUAAAAGUGAAUUGAAAAGAAUCGGAGGUCAGGAGGCUGAAGUAUUUGAGUUGUGGAUUCUUUCAGGACUCGACUUUUAAAUAUCCUCUUAGACUCCACAACCUACUGGGUUGUUCCAACUGCUUCUCUCUAUUUGCCCUCUCGUGCUCCAUGCUUGGGUGGGAAUGGAGCAGGAGAGGUUAUCUUAGGGAGAGAGUGAUUCAAUUUGUUCUCGGCAAGUUUCUGCUUCCAGUUCAUGGCUCAUCGGACCGUUUGUCGUUUUUUUUCAACUGAUAAAGCCAUAUUUGAAACUUCCGUAUUCACAAGUCUGUGGGGGUUGGGAAACUUGGUGACUUUCCCGGGGACCUUCCGUAACAAGCAAGGUUCAACCGCGGCGCUUCCUUUGCCUGGCAAAUGAGGGUCAAAUGUUCAUCAGUCCUUUUGUCUGUAAGACUUAAACUUACCUAAGUUGAAAUUUAUCGGAAUGAAAUAUUUAUUCACAAAGGUUGUUCUAUAGAGUAAUCUUUUACUUUUGUCAAAUCUUCCUGUUUCUUAAGAGCUACAUUAAACGAUAUGACUAUUAAGCUCCCA